This is a messenger RNA of Penicillium lagena, 3558 nucleotides long. RefSeq names its product SPX N-terminal. Gene Ontology annotation, molecular function: inositol hexakisphosphate binding. Gene Ontology annotation, cellular component: Golgi apparatus; cytoplasm; plasma membrane. Bases 1 to 3558 code for a protein of 1185 amino acids. The transcript is spliced from 13 exons. NCBI's taxonomy places the organism in Eukaryota, Fungi, Ascomycota, Eurotiomycetes, Eurotiales, Aspergillaceae. The record is from RefSeq and is a predicted model, not a curated record. Gene Ontology annotation, biological process: phosphate ion transport; cellular response to phosphate starvation.
AUGGUUUUCGGCUGGGGCGAAUCCGACGAUGCUCACCGUCAGGUGUACGGUGGAGAGCAGCACGAGAGCCACUUCUCGCAUGAGCUCAUUGCCGGCGCUGCCUCGUUCGAGGGCAUGAAGCUCUGGGAGGACCACCAGCGCAAAGAGGGCAAGCCCGUCAGCCACUCUUUCGCCAAGGAGGCCAUCGCCGGCCUGGUCGGCGCGGAGGUGGACAAGCUGGCCGAGACCAAGGGCAUGGAUGAGGUUGACCGCCUCAAGGCCCGCGAGCACGCCAAGCGCAACGCAGAGCACAUGUACGAUGAGCACUACGUCCGGGGCCAAGGUGCGGACCAGUACGACCCUCAGCGCUACGGCCGCCACGAGCGCCAGGAGCGCCGCGGCUGUUUCUCCAGUGCUCUCUUACGCAAUAAUUGUCCGGAAGUCCGGGAAAAGUCCGACAGGGCUGCAUUCGCCAACCCGUCGUCGCCGAUGAGAAGCGCCGGGCACAUUCCUGCAUUCCAGUCCAGAUGCAGACCUCGUCACCUUCGGGGACUUGUUGGCUCGAAUAGCGGGGGUGCAAAUACGCCGGCCAUUGCAAUUGAGACGGAGGCGUGGCAAACGCCAGCACGCCAUGAGCUCAUCGCAGCACGUGCGCGUCCGGAAGCUUUGAUUGCUUCGAUCCGUACCUCUGCAAGUACCGGAGAGCUAGAACACGAACUCGUCCCCGAAUGGCGGGCUAAGUAUCUGGACUACAAGACCGGCAAGAAGAAAGUCAAGGCCCUCACACGCGCCCUGCAAAAGGCCCAGCGCAGUCCUUACACUCCGUCUCUCCGAGCACCCACCCCUGCCGCCCAGGGAGCCCCCCGUCCCGACAACCUCGCGCCGUCCAACUCGAAUAAGCCUCUGGACCGACCCCGAUCGAAUACCAACUCUCGUUCCACGCCGAACCCACGAGCCGAAAGACAGCCGUUGCGGACACGAAAGUCGCGUCCCUCACCACACGUGGGGAACCGGAGCUAUGGGAGUAUCAUCGCAACGCCGCCUCUCCACGGACAAGGGUCGGAUGCCGAAUCCUUUGAGCUCCCAGACCCGGCUCUGGAUCCGGAAGAGGAGUAUGGACCCCCGGAAGGCGACGCCGGUCUCUCCAAUAAGGUGAAAACACCAUCACCGAUCUUGCCCAGACGCGCUACAUUUGGAGAUCUGCCUGCGCGCGAUGAAUCUGCCGCGCGAAGGCCGUCUUUGACUCAGCAGCACCUUCUCCGCCGUGUCUUUUCCAACGCAGAGGGGGCAUCUCCGGGCAAGCGAACACAAUAUAAUUACCACCCCGACGUGGAGAAGCGAGAAGAUGAAUUCUUUGCCUUUCUGGAUAGCGAGCUAUCCAAGGUCGAUUCUUUCUAUGAGAUGAAGGAGGAGGAAGCCCUACAGCGCCUACAGGUUCUUCGCCAGCAGUUGCAUAUUAUGCGGGAUCAGCGGAUUCAAGAAUUCAUGGCCGCCAAACGAGCCGCAAAGGAUGAUGAGGCUGAGAUGCAGGCAAGAUCCAAUGGGUUUGGAAAAUUCAAUGAUCGUCUCAAAGAUACUCUGACAGGGAAACCCCGGUUCGGCAAGAACUCUGAGGCUUUGGCGGAGAUGGCAACUCCAGGGUUGCAUGGGCGAAAUCAUGAUUUCAUUGUCAACCGCAGGGACUUUAUGCGGCGACAUGACCCGCAUAGCCACGAGGUGUCCUACCGCACAGCCAAAAAGAAGCUGAAGCAUGCCCUCCAAGAAUUCUACCGUGGGGUGGAACUCUUGAAGGGAUAUGCUUACUUGAACCGAACCGCCUUUCGGAAAAUCAACAAGAAGUACGACAAAGCAGUUAAUGCCCGGCCUCCUCUCCGAUACAUGUCAGAGAAGAUCAAUAAGGCGUCAUUCGUGCAGAGUGAGACGCUUGAGAGUCUGAUGGUCACUGCCGAAGACUUGUAUGCCCGCUAUUUCGAGCGAGGCAAUCGCAAAAUCGCGGUAUCGAAGCUUCGACAUACAAUCAUGAAAUCUGGGGACUACUCUCCUAGCACGUUCCGCGCGGGACUGAUGUUGAUGGCCGGGGCAUUGUUCGCUAUCCAAGGACUGGUAUAUGCUGCUCAGCACCUAAGUUCUGGAGAUAGUGAGAUCCAUACCCGCACGAGCUAUUUACUUCAGAUUUACGGCGGGUAUUUCCUGGUCACGUUUCACGUCUUGCUCUUCUGCGUGGAUUGCAUGAUUUGGACGAAGUCGAAGAUCAACUAUGCGUUUGUUUUUGAAUAUGAUACUAGACACACACUGGAGUCGCGUCAGUUGCUAGAGAUUCCUUCCUUCUUCUUUUGCUUGAUGGGCCUUUGCAUGUGGCUCAAUUUUUCGUGGACUAAUGCCAUGUACAUUUACUGGCCUGUCGUGCUUAUUGGCAUCACGGUCAUCUUCAUCUUCUUGCCAGCUCGUAUCCUUUACCAUCGGAGUCGAAAGUGGUGGGCUUUCUCGAAUUGGCGCCUUUUGCUUGCCGGGAUUUACCCAGUUGAAUUCCGUGAUUUCUUCCUUGGGGACAUGUACUGCUCUCAGACCUAUGCGAUGGGGAACAUUGCGCUUUUCUUUUGCCUUUAUUCAGUACACUGGAAUAACGCAGCUCAAUGCAACUCCUCGCACUCUCGACUGCUGGGAUUCUUCACCUGCCUCCCCUCAGUAUGGCGUGCUUUCCAGUGUAUCCGUCGAUACGUGGACACCAAAAAUGCGUUUCCCCAUCUUCUCAAUCUGGGCAAGUACAUAUUUGGUGUCCUCUACUACGCCACCUUGAGUAUGUAUCGCAUCGACCGUGACAAGCGAUACCAGGCUUCGUUCAUCACUUUCGCUCUCCUCAACGCCGUUUAUACCUCCGUGUGGGAUCUGAUCAUGGACUGGAGUUUGGGCAACCCGUACUCCAAGCACCCGCUUCUCCGUGAGGUUCUCGCAUUUCGCAAAGCGUGGAUCUACUACGCAGCCAUGGUGGUCGAUGUGGUCGUCCGCUUCAACUGGAUCUUCUACGCCAUUUUCACCCAUGAAAUCCAGCACUCGGCCGUGCUCAGCUUUGUGGUCUCAUUCACCGAAGUCUGCCGCCGCGGUAUCUGGUCCAUCUUUCGCGUCGAGAACGAGCAUUGCACGAAUGUGCUUCUUUUCCGCGCCUCGCGAGAUGUGCCCCUUCCAUACGAGGCCUCUGCACCUGUCAGAGUCACCCCAGCCGUCGACGGCGGCGAGUCUCCUGAGGAUAUGCAGCUCCAGGAACAGCCCGUCGACGCCACGCCAUUCUUGCCCCCCGAGGACAUUGAGCACGGCACGCCCUCUGGGACGAGUCCUCGAGCACGUCACCGUCGUCCCUCGGCGGGUGUUGUCCGUGUCGGUACGGCCCUUGCCUCUGCCCACGCUCAGGAUUUCCAGCGACGCCGUCUUCCAACUUACUUCUCGAGUACUACCGUGGCGCAUCGCGGCUUGGAUCGCAGCACGGAUGAUACUAGUGACGAAGACGAGGCACUAGAUGACAUGACUGAUGAGGACUUGGGGCUUACUGCGGACGGUACCCAUCACGAUCAACAUGCUGAGUAG